Oppia nitens is the source of this 2025-nucleotide messenger RNA. It is a transcript of the gene AspRS-m, whose product is annotated as aspartate--tRNA ligase, mitochondrial-like. Gene Ontology annotation, cellular component: mitochondrion; cytoplasm. The record is from RefSeq and is a predicted model, not a curated record. Gene Ontology annotation, biological process: aspartyl-tRNA aminoacylation. Lineage: Eukaryota; Metazoa; Arthropoda; Arachnida; Sarcoptiformes; Oppiidae. The transcript has 6 exons. The coding region runs from base 1 to 2025 and encodes 674 amino acids. Gene Ontology annotation, molecular function: aspartate-tRNA ligase activity; ATP binding; nucleic acid binding.
AUGUUGCAAUCAGUGGCCAAAAACUGUUUGCGCGGACAAACAAAUCACAUGUUUUUUAUACGAAAAAAACUUUUUAACAAACAUUUUAUUAUUAAUAAAAAAUCUUCAAUUUUUACCGCUUAUUAUAGCGGCCAGCGGUGGUCGUCCUCGUUGUCGGCGUCAACAAUCAUCGGUAAAAAAGUGGACGACAUUAAUCAUACCGUCAAUGCCGGCCAUAAACCAGAUGAAGAAGAUCAACCAUUGAAUGCCAUAUCAAACAACAACAGCCGCGUCGGCGUCAAUACAUUUGUCAACCGUAGUCAUACGUGCGGCCAAUUGACGGCCGCAGAUGUUGGCCACAGGGUUCGGCUAAGCGGUUGGAUUCAAUAUCAACGAUACGGGAAAUUCAUGAUUAUUAGAGACUCGUACGGAACUACACAAGUCAUGCUCGGCGACAGACGGCUGCAAAAAGUGGUCAACAAAUUAACCACCGAAUCGGUAGUUGAAGUGGUCGGCCAAGUAGUCAACCGGCCAGCGAAAGACGUUAACAACCAGUUGUCUACCGGUUCGGUUGAAGUGAUUGCCGAUGAGGUGACCGUUUUGAACGAAUGUCGCCGCGACCUACCGUUUGUUGUCCGCGACUAUAAUAAAGUAACGGAAAAGACACGACUCGAGUACCGAUACAUUGAUUUAAGACAUCAACGAUUGCAGCGAGUGUUGCGACUGAGAUCAGCGGUAAUCAACAAAAUGAGACAAUUGUUGGCCGAUAAGUACGGGUUUGUCGAAGUAGAGACACCGACACUAUUCAAACCAACACCCGGUGGCGCCAAAGAGUUUGUUGUGUCCACCGAUUUCAAGGAUCAGUUCUACAAUCUGGUCCAAAGUCCUCAACAAUUCAAACAACUAUUGAUGAUCGGCGGUAUCGAUCGGUACUUCCAAAUUGCCCGAUGCUAUCGAAAUGAAGGAACAAAACCCGAUCGACAGCCAGAGUUUACACAAUUAGAUUUAGAAAUGUCUUUUACCAAUGAAGACGGCAUAAUGUCGCUGAUAGAGGAAGUGAUUCAGUAUUGUUGGCCAUUUAGUGAUGACAAUAUUCAGCUACCGUUUCGGCGAAUGACAUAUUCAGAUGCCAUACGUGACUAUGGAUCUGAUAAACCAGAUCUUAGAUCUGAUACUAAAUUAAAAGAAAUCAAUAUUAAACAUCAAUUAAUGAGUGAUAAUACUGACGAUGAAAUUUGUGUCACUUAUCUAAUCAAUACAUCAGAUAUGGAAACCAAAGAUAAGUUAACAGAAUUAAAGAAAUCUAUUGCAGAAAUCAAGAGAGAGUUUCAAUACAAUGGACGACUCGAUUGUAUUGAUUGUUGUGAAGAUUAUCUAUCAUCGUUUGAUCAAAUCGGUGACAAUUUGAAGACUAGUAUCACCAAUGAGUUAGAUAGUAGUAGUAGUCAUCUAACAAGCGAUGAUCACUUAUUUGUUGCCAUCGGUGCCAAAGAUGAUGUGUACCAAUUAAUGGGUCGAUUGCGAGCCGAUUGGGUUAAACUCACGAAUAGCCACAACAACAACAAAGAGUUGUCAUUUAUUUGGAUCACAGAUUUUCCACUGUUUUUACAACAAAAAGACUCAUCACAGCUGCUCCUGGAGUCAGCCCAUCAUCCGUUUACAGCACCACAACAGCAACACUUGGAACAGUUAUACACUGAUCCGCUAUCAGUAUUGGGCCGACACUUUGAUUUGGUACUCAACGGCCAGGAAGUGGGCGGCGGUUCCAUACGAAUACACGACCAUAAAAUGCAAGAGUUUGUACUCAAACAGAUCCUUAAGGAAGACACCGAUUCGAUGCAGUAUUUUUUGGACGCUUUACGUAGCGGUUGUCCGCCGCACGGCGGCAUUGCAUUGGGUUUGGAUCGCCUGAUAGCUAUUAUGUGUCGACAGGAAUCGAUACGCGAUGUAAUGGCUUUCCCGAAGUCGGCCAACGGUCGCGAUUUGAUGGCCGGAUCGCCGGCACCGUUGGCGCCAGCCGUCAGACAACACUAUCAUUUAAAUUAA